This is a messenger RNA of Lytechinus variegatus (green sea urchin), 2485 nucleotides long. RefSeq lists its product as uncharacterized. The record is from RefSeq and is a predicted model, not a curated record. Gene Ontology annotation, biological process: actin filament polymerization. Gene Ontology annotation, cellular component: cytoplasm; actin cytoskeleton. Bases 132 to 1172 code for a protein of 346 amino acids. The transcript has 3 exons. Gene Ontology annotation, molecular function: protein binding. NCBI's taxonomy places the organism in Eukaryota, Metazoa, Echinodermata, Echinoidea, Temnopleuroida, Toxopneustidae.
UGUUGCAUUGUAAAAUUUUCAGUGUGUCAACAAAACUGUCCUGUCAGAAACGAUGACAGCUAUUUAUUGUUGAUAAAAAUAUUCAAAAUCAACAAAAUUCGCAUCGCGAUAUCCUAAAAAUACAGCCUAUCAUGGCGCUGGACAUGCCUUAUGUGACAUAUAUGACAAUAUAUGUCAUUUCAGCCAGCAUUGUGUCGACGAACACGAGAUCAGCGACGCAUUGGAAGUUGCAGGAGAGUUCCACAGGCGAGUUCCUUGUACGGCCUGUCAGCGAGGAAGACACGGGCAAACUCUCCACUGAUGACCCGGUGAUGACUAUACUGGCUCAGAAGUACGGCUUCGGGGAAACGUUAUUGACUGCGAACGAUCAGGAGUGUUUAUCAUGUGGUAAAACGGCAGAAGAAGGAGUUUUAGAACUUAGCAAUCCAUCCGACCCAUUGAACUGUGGAAAGCAUGCCAACAAGACAGAUUACGAUAGUUUAAAUGGUAUAGCAGAUCGCUGGAAACAUCCGAGUAUACCAGAGCCAGAAGUAGCCCUCAUAUUUAAGAGAAGCGAUUCGGAUCAGGUCGAUAUGUCACUGCUAGAAAACUCUCUCAGAGAAACCAUUAAACUUAAUCCUUCAUCUUUAGCUGUCUUAAACCAAGUAGGUAAUUUUUGGCGGAUCAAAGGCAACACAUACCUGGCCAUUGAGUGCUUCCGCAAAGCCAUUUCCCUUUCACCCACCAAUCCAGACAUCCUUCUGAACUUAGCGAGGGUCUUAUUUAAUCUCCAGUAUCAUUCAGACGCACUCUAUCUAACGCAGAAGUCUCUUCAGUUUAAGACUCCCGACCAAAACUCGUGGCUCCAGCACUUUACCCUUGGUGAGAUAUUCAAGGUACUUGGGAAAUACGCCGAGGCGGGGGUUCACUUCAGAUACGCCCUCGACCUCAACCCCACGUUCCAGCCGGCUGAAGCACAUUUACGGGAAAUUGAACAGCCUACGCAGACAAACGCUACUAUUUAUACCAUCCUUAUUAUCGGUUUUUUAAUCGUGGCGGUCUGCGUUGCACUUUACGUCGUCACAGAAGUUUACAUGAAUGAAAGUCCAUUGAGAAGGUCUCCUAAAAUGCCAGUUCCGUGGGAUAGGUCGAAAUUUCCGAUGUUGAAAAGCAAAAGGGGAGGGUCAUACUAGCUCGAAAAAGAUUGUGCUUUUAUCUCUCUCUCUUAACACGGUACUAAUAUUAGAAGGCUCUCCAGUUAGGAGGUGUUUCAUCUUUUUAUUGUGAUAAGUUAUCAGCCUAGACAUGCGAGAAGAAAAAGUAUCAAGAUGAAAAGUUUGCUGACCUUUCCACAAUACGUUUUCUACUUUUUCUUACAUCUUGAGUGAUUAUUUCUCUUAAACCCAUAUUCUUUCAAACACAAACAUGAUUUUUCUUGAUGCUCUUGGUACUUUACCACAUAAGUUGUACCAACUUUUAGUUGACCUUUGAACUUUAUAUAAAAUUCUUUGCCCUUCCUUGUUAAAGUAUCUUCAUACAAUUCAAUCAUAAUCUUAGGGUUUGCACUUUCCUCCUUUAUCAAUGCGCUAGAGAAGUUAAAAUCUGGUGAUGUUCUUGGAUGAUCCCCAUCAUCAUCUCUGCUCUCUAAAAAAAUAGAAUUAAAUGAAAUAUUUAAAAAAGACUUGUUAUAAUUCUCCCCAAAACUUGUUAUAAACCUCUCCUCACAUUCUGAUUUGAUCUUGGGUAGUUAAAUUCUGUAGGUUUUAUGCAUAAAGGUACACAUAUUUACCUUUUAAAAAUGGAAUAAACAACUUGCCUGUUUCUAAAGUGCUCCUGUUAAGGAAAGCAAGUAUUCAAUUUGGCCUAAUUAAAUUGAGGUGCUUUUACCACAUGGAAUGAUACCAAUGGCCGUAAAAUAAAUAGACCAAGUAGCUAUUCGGUGCUCUAUUCUAGACAAGUGAGGCCAAUUUUCUCUCUGCAGAUGUAUACAUGGACAUGUACAGUAGUUAUCUCAUUGGUUGGUGAUAGUGACAAUGUAUGGCCCUGUUGUCUCUAGACUUUGAAUUCAAGACAAUUUCAAGCCCCUGUGGUGGUCAUUGGUGCAAUCUUACUGUAAUGAAAAUCUCAUGUGGUAAUGAUGUCACAGUGAUACUACACUGCAAUGCCCUGUUUUCACGAACCUUGUUAUUACUUGCAAAUUGUAAACUACCAUUCAAGUACCGGUAUCUAAAUACGGUGUCAUCUACCUGUAAAUGUGUAAUCUGACAGAAUUUUGUGAUAAAGUUUUAUGAAACUGGGCCCUUGCAUUUAAAAACCCCACCCACAGUCUCAUUGAUCAGAUAAUGCCAUGAAUCUUGUGAUCAUUAACCCUAUCUACGGGGGGGAGUUCAGCAGGAGAACUGGUUAAAUAAUUAACAUUUACGGGCACGUCGAAUCUAUGCGUUAGGGAUUCCGGUUUAUAUAGCAAAGCUGAUAUUUCAAUCCUUAAUCAUGUCGUUUAAUUUAU